AUGCCUCCGGCGGUUGAUUAUAAUCUUCUUGUAUCUCAACCAGCUGUCAAGCGUUUUAUUGAUGAAAGACAAGCAACCCUUGAAGUUUAUUCUUCAGAUAUCGUUGGAGAUACUUCAGCUCCUUGCACAACUUUUGCAAUAAUUAGCGGUAGUAACUUCCCACAAGAGAUGGUUGAAGGCUUAUCAAAUCUUACUUUCGAUCUUCCAUUUGGUGGUCAGGUCCAUCCUCAAGUAGAGUUUGCUCCAAUAACUUCCAAAGUUGAUAGGAAUAAACGUGUUAACAAAAACCUUCCAUCAAUUGAAGCUGAUCCAGAAUUUACUGCUUUUGCUGCUAGUUACAAGGAAAAAAUGAAAAUCCCAACAGACAAACUUUUUGAUUUGGAGAAAGUCGAGGAUGUCCAAGAAAGUAAUAGCAAAGCGAUCAUCAAACAAUUCAAUAUUAAAUUUACAGAUCAUAAAUAUAAGAAUGACCAAGCUCCAAACGCCGAACCACCUAAGAAGAAGAAAAAGAACAAAAAGAAGAAUAAGAAAAACAAGAAUCCAGCUCAACCAAAUUAA
Molecule: messenger RNA, 558 nt
Organism: Trichomonas vaginalis G3
Lineage: Eukaryota; Parabasalia; Trichomonadida; Trichomonadidae
Exons: 1
Coding region: 1-558 (185 amino acids)
Source: RefSeq, a predicted model, not a curated record